This is a messenger RNA of Galeopterus variegatus (Sunda flying lemur), 632 nucleotides long. RefSeq names its product allograft inflammatory factor 1 (gene AIF1). Gene Ontology annotation, molecular function: actin filament binding; calcium ion binding. Bases 55 to 498 code for a protein of 147 amino acids. NCBI's taxonomy places the organism in Eukaryota, Metazoa, Chordata, Mammalia, Dermoptera, Cynocephalidae. The record is from RefSeq and is a predicted model, not a curated record. Gene Ontology annotation, biological process: actin filament bundle assembly; ruffle assembly. Gene Ontology annotation, cellular component: ruffle membrane; actin filament. The transcript has 6 exons.
GCAGACAGAGACUGCCAGCUUGUCUGUCUCCCUAUCUCUACCAGCUGUUGAGCUAUGAGCCAAACCAGGGACUUACAGGGAGGAAAAGCUUUCGGACUGCUGAAGACCCAGCAGGAAAAGAGACUGGAUGAGAUCAACAAGCAAUUCCUGGACGAUCCCAAAUAUAGCAGUGAUGAGCAUCUGCCCGCCAAACUGGAAGCCUUCAAGAAGAAAUACAUGGAGUUUGACCUGAAUGGAAAUGGAGAUAUCGAUAUCAUGUCCCUGAAGCGAAUGCUGGAGAAACUGGGGGUCCCCAAGACCCACCUGGAGCUAAAGAAAUUAAUUAGGGAGGUGUCCGGUAGCUCUAUGGAGUCAUUCAGCUACCCCGACUUUCUCACUAUGAUGUUGGGCAAGAGAUCCGCCAUCCUAAAAAUGAUCCUGAUGUAUGAGGAAAAAGCAAGAGAACAGGAAAAGCCAACUGGUCCCCCAGCCAAGAGAACUAUCUCUGAGUUGCCCUGACUCUUGAGUGAGUGUGUGUGUGUGUGUGUGUGUGUGUGUGUGUGUGUUGGGAGUGAAGGAUCUUCUAAUAACCCCAACUUGGAAAAAAAAGACAAAAUUGUGAGCCACACUAAAUAAAUUGUCCUUCCCCUCCA